GUCGCCGUCGCAGUCGGAGUUAGUUUUGGGCUUUUGACCAGCAGCAUUUGCGGCGACGGCGUCACGGCGCGCAGACGUCGGACGGCAAAAACGGAAACCGGAAAGCGGCGACGACGGCGAAUAUUAAAAAGCAAUCAGCAAAUUGCGACAACAAACAGAACCAACGAAUGUUAACCCGAUCCCCGCGCCCCGACCCCCAAAAGCGGGUGAAAAUAUUAACAAGAACGUCAAGCAAAACGAGAACGCGAACUCGAACGCAAACGAAAAGCGAACUUCGAGUCGAACUCCCGCUCCAGUUGCAACUCGAACAGCAAGUACGAGCUCGAGCGCGAGCGCGAACAUGCCCAGCCGCGGGGCACUGUCUACGGGUCUGUCGGCGCGACCGGUCAUCGUUUGGAACGGCGCUCAGUAUACGGCGAGCAGCAGGGAAUUGGAGCUGGAGCUGCUGCGACGCGACUACGGCUUGGACGAGCGCAUGCUGGAGGCGACGCUGGUGCCGCGCUAUAAACGCCACAGGCCUCAAGCCAGCGCCAAGAACGCGCACGUGCGGCACACAAGCUCCGCGGGAGGCGCGGCGACCAACAACGACUCCAAAAGCAGCCCUGCCUCAGACUGGAUAUUGCGGCAGGGCAAUAGCAGCGUGGCCCAAAUCAACUUUCAUCCCUGGACCGAGCAGGGCGAACGCAAAUUCUCGCAUUUCGAUCUGGUGCCCUGGCGGCGCACGCGCAGCGCCUUGGACUUAAGCUCCGCCGCGGACUACAGCGGACGCAGCAACGACGUCGCCGAGAAGUCGCUGCGCGGCCUCGAGAAGCUCGAGCUGCGCCACAAUCGGCGGCGCCUGCAGCGCGCGAGGUCCACGCAACAGGGUCUGCGCCGCCAGGUGCGCGUCCGCCUCAUAUUCUCCAUUGAGCUGCGGCACAAGCGCAUGGAGCUGCUGCGCCAGAGCGCGCUGCCCAUGCGCGUCUUCGAGCAGCGCUUCGCGCUCAGCGAGAACGAGAGCGCCGCCUACGAGCGCAUCCUGCUGGAUGCCAAUGCUGGCGUCGAGCAGCAUGUCGGCUACUUUAGCAGGCGCCACGCUGGCCAGCCGGAUGCGGCGCCAGACGACGAACAGCUGGUGGUGGACUUCGCCAGCGAAACGGACGCCGAGGAACUGGAGCCCGAGGCUCAAUACGCCACCAUAGCGAAUGCCCCAGAACGUGAUAAGAAAGGCGACACGGCAGAAACGUCAGUUGCAACAGCCACAGAUCAAGUCAGCAGAGGAUCCCCGGGAGCAGCAAAUGCAGCGCCAGUCGCUGAAGUGCCAUGCGUCAAGUGUCGCGAUGUUGCCAUCAAAUUAAGGUAA
Drosophila montana is the source of this 1342-nucleotide messenger RNA. RefSeq lists its product as uncharacterized. Lineage: Eukaryota; Metazoa; Arthropoda; Insecta; Diptera; Drosophilidae. The record is from RefSeq and is a predicted model, not a curated record. The transcript has a single exon. The coding region runs from base 341 to 1342 and encodes 333 amino acids.